AUGGCGGUGACGGUGGUCUCCGUCUUCAAUAGCCGUACGUAUCCGUAUCGCUACCCUCCGGAUUCGAGAUCCUGGUUCUGGGAUCUGGAAUACCCGGAGAGCUUUUCAAGUCAGUAUAAUAUCAACGGUCGCAGAGGCAUCACUUCGAUGGCCAAUAUACAGCGGUUCGUGAUAAUAGCAAGUUUGUUGCUUCUGUGCAACUCUGCAAAUGCAUGUGGAAACUUUAAUUCCGAAAUCGAAAAAUAUGAUUAUUUUGAAAGAUCUCAAAUAACUAAUAUUAUAAAACUCUUAAAUGACAAAACGCCUCCAGGAACGACGUCAGAUUAUUUGAAGCACUUAUUACUUAGCUUAUAUCAGGAAUACCUUGCGGUCGAGUCGCAAUUCAAUGUACAGAGAAGAAUAACAGGCUUGUACAAAAUCAAAAAUCAAAAAUUAACAGAAAAAAAUGAACUUUCUAGAAAAUUAGCAGAGUCGUGCAAAGCAUAUAUUUUAGAUACAGGUGAACCCAUCCGAGAGUCUCCCAAUCACAAACUAAAGGUAAUAGAGACUGAUCCUAAUAGGCCCAUCGAACCGGAGUCUACUUACCAUGAAGAGGUUGGAUGUGCAAAGGCUAAGCAUUUUAGUGGAAUUAAAUCAUUCGAAAUGGGUGAACUUGGCAAGGUAGAAGUGGCAUGUGACUCCGGCUCGACAGUGAUUCAGAGAAGAAUUAACGGCUCGGUCGAUUUCAACGGCAAUUGGACAGAGUACCAGAAGGGAUUUGGAGAUUUGAGAGGCGAAUUCUUCAUCGGCCUAGAGAAACUUCACCAUCUAACCGCCUCAAACCAUUAUGAGUUAGAAAUUGAACUGGAGGAUUACGCCGGAGAGAAGAGACUCGCUAUUUACGACCACUUUGUGGUGGGCCCCAAGGAAUCCUUCUACGAUCUCGAAAAUCUGGGAAUGUACUCUGGUGAUGCAGGGGAUGCCCUGACCAACAACCUUUAUGCUUCAUUUUUCACUUUCGAUCGGGAUAACGCCGAAAAGUGUGCCGAGCAACAGCUUGCAGGCUGGUGGUACAGCACACUAUGCGGAUCUUGCAAUCUGAAUGGCAUCUAUAACUAUACGGAAGACAUCGACGGAAUAACUUGGGGCGACGAAUGGCACGACUUUCCGUACUCCUACAAAUCCGUUGUUAUGAGAAUACGCCCGAAAAAUUUAUAAGAAUAGUAUACAUAUGAGUCGUUGAUUGUUGAUGCUGUGCUCUUCACAUAGAAAUCGCUAAAAAAUAUUAGAUUCUAAAACGUUUUGUUUACUUUUCGAUU
Messenger RNA from Drosophila ananassae, 1298 nucleotides. Its product is annotated as fibrinogen-like protein 1. NCBI's taxonomy places the organism in Eukaryota, Metazoa, Arthropoda, Insecta, Diptera, Drosophilidae. Bases 1 to 1197 code for a protein of 398 amino acids. The transcript is spliced from 3 exons. The record is from RefSeq and is a predicted model, not a curated record.